Messenger RNA from Bicyclus anynana (squinting bush brown), 2545 nucleotides. RefSeq names its product protein tumorous imaginal discs, mitochondrial (gene DnaJ-14). The coding region runs from base 32 to 1501 and encodes 489 amino acids. The record is from RefSeq and is a predicted model, not a curated record. Gene Ontology annotation, cellular component: mitochondrion. Gene Ontology annotation, molecular function: heat shock protein binding; ATP binding. NCBI's taxonomy places the organism in Eukaryota, Metazoa, Arthropoda, Insecta, Lepidoptera, Nymphalidae. Gene Ontology annotation, biological process: response to heat; mitochondrion organization; protein folding. The transcript is spliced from 10 exons.
UGACAUUUGUCAUUUGGGGUUCUCUUUCAACAUGGCUCCUACCCGGAGUAUUAUUGGAUUUUUAAAUCCAAAAGCUUUAUGUGCCGUAUUUACUAGUAAUAUAUCCAAAACCUCGUGCCGGUUUGUCCACAGAUGUAAUUGCAGCCAUUUGUUAGGGACCCCAGCAGUCUCUUUCGCGGCGUUGGGUCGUAAAAAUUUCAAGUAUAUCGUAGAUGGGCCGAGACAUCGAUAUUUUCACACUACGAAUAGUUUAUACACUAGAAUUGAUUAUUAUAAAGUACUCGGCGUUUCGAAGAACGCUUCUACCAAAGAUAUUAAGAAAGCAUACUACCAAUUAGCUAAGAAGUAUCAUCCUGAUGCAAAUAAAUCUGAUCCAGAAGCUUCCAAAAAGUUCCAAGAGGUUUCUGAAGCGUAUGAGAUCCUGUCAGAUGAAAACAAACGUAAACAGUAUGACACAUACGGCACAACUUCUGAUAACAUGGGCAUGGGUGGCCCGGGAGGUAACGAAGGCUUCACACACCAAUGGCAAUACAAGUCCACCAUAGACCCUGAGGAACUGUUCCGUAAGAUAUUUGGUGAUGCUGGGUUCAAGAGCGAGUCGUUCAGUGAUUUUGCUGAAAGCCAGUUUGGUUUUGGUGCUUCUCAAGAAGUCAUAGUGAAUCUGCGAUUCACAGAAGCAGCUCGCGGUGUGAACAAGGACGUCAAUAUAAACAUUGUGGACACUUGCACCAAAUGCUUAGGGUCUAGGUGUGAGCCCGGCACCAAGUCUAUCAAGUGUACCUAUUGCAAUGGCUCUGGCAUGGAGACUUUCUCUAGAGGUCCAUUUGUGAUGCGAUCCACCUGUAGGCACUGCCAUGGAACAAGAAUGCUUAUUAAAUUUCCAUGUGCUGAGUGUGAAGGAAAAGGACAGUCGGUUCAACGCAAAAAAGUGACAGUUCCAGUUCCAGCAGGUGUGGAGGAUGGCCAGACAGUGCGCAUGUCGGUCGGGAACACCGAAGUCUUCGUCACCUUCAAGGUUGAGAGCUCAAGUUACUUCAAACGUGACGGACCGGACGUCCACACUGAUUGCACAAUCUCGAUAUCUCAAGCAUUACUGGGUGGCACUGUGAGAAUACAGGGCUUGUAUGAAGACCACACAAUACAGAUUGUCCCAGGCACGUCAUCCCAUACAACGAUCCGUCUAUCGCGGAAGGGUAUGAAGCGAGUCAGCCAGCACGGCUAUGGUGACCAUUAUGUUCACGUCAAGAUACAGGUACCAAAGUCACUAAGCGCGAAGCAGAAGGCCCUCAUCUACGCGUAUGCAGAGUUGGAGGAAGACACGCCCGGGCAAAUACACGGAGUUUCAUACGAUAGAGACGGUAAAAAAGUUUCGAUAUCAGAGCCUCAGAAUUUAGUGGACGCCGUGAAGGAGGCGCUCAAGGAGAAGAAGAAUAUAGAGGGCGCCACUACAGAUGCUCCGGAGGACGACGAUUUGAAGGAAUCUAAACGCAGCAAGGGAUAAACAUAUGUUACUAAAUCUCUACAGUUUAACAAUCAUACAGUUGGGAAACAUAAUAUACUAUAAUAUGUAUACGCAGAGUAGAUAGGACUAGGAAAAAAAAUAUACUUUAAGUAAUGUUCUAACAACGUCGGAGUUUUAGUUAUAACAAAUGUUCCCAAACUCGAUUGAGCGAUAUAUAAUUUAUCUAUAUGCAGUGUAGAUAGGCCUAGGAAAAAAUACAUUUUAAAAUAUACAAUUAAAUGUCCUACAUUAUUAUCAGAGUUGUAGUUAAAAGAAAUGAGCCCAAAUCAAUGGUUUUAACUUGGUGAGUUUAGGAAUUAGAAACAUAUAAAUGUAUGGUUCAGGGCGUAGGAGGCUGAAAAUUCAUUACUGCUCGAGUUCUAUGAGCUGUUGGCUAAGUGUAUACACGAUGUUUCCAACGGUAUGAUUGCUAAACGGUAACAUUAAUAGAUUUGCUAUGCAUUGAUAUUCUGCAAAGCGAAAUAUUUAAUAGAAAAUAUUCCAAAUACAUUAAAACCAGUUUUCAGUUUAUUUUAUUUUAAUCUGUCUUAUUUCUUCGUAGACGUUUUUUUUUAUUUUUACAAUACUGUGAUAUGGAUUAGUUGUGCAAAGAUUAAAUCAGGGUUUCUCAAUGUGGGGUACGCGAAAGGUCAAAAUUAAGGUUAAAAUAGUCCAAAAUUACUCCUAACAUUGAAUGCAUUUGCGACAAGAAACAAGCACACCCAACACAUUAAUAAUACAAAGACAUUACUUUUGGUAGGUAUUUUAUGUGUUUAUUCAAAUAAAAACCUUAUUUUUUCUUCAAUAGUCAAAUUGAUUUUUUCUUUGAGGGGAGUUAGUAAGGGGUUCGCUGUCACUUGGAAAUUUUGAGAAACCCUAGAAUUAGAUUACCUGUAGACUUAGGUAACUGGUGGUUAACAUCUUUGGAGACAAUGAUUUUCAUUGUAUAAUUUGAAUUAUUGUUAUUUUACAUUUUGUAGUAAAUGCUGUACAUAGGCCGUUGACUAGUUGGUAGGAAGUGGUAAAUAAAUAUUUCCAAAUAUG